This is a messenger RNA of Gossypium raimondii (Peruvian cotton), 734 nucleotides long. RefSeq lists its product as uncharacterized. Bases 206 to 613 code for a protein of 135 amino acids. The transcript has 3 exons. The record is from RefSeq and is a predicted model, not a curated record. NCBI's taxonomy places the organism in Eukaryota, Viridiplantae, Streptophyta, Magnoliopsida, Malvales, Malvaceae.
AUCAAAUAUUAUUCUAAAACAAAAGCCCAAGAUUUUUUGGGCUAAAAUCUCCUAAACAAAUCGUAAUUCAAAGAAAAGCCCUAAUCUUUAGUUUGUUCACUUUGCUCUUCCUCAUCUUCUAGGCUUCUAGCUACUGACUGUCAUUGCCGACUGAACUCCCCCGCCGUCAUAUUGAAGUGCCGCCGAGUCCAUGUAAAAUAGACCAAUGGCCACGGGAACGCCAAAGAAAUCUGAGCCUCCUAAAAUAGUUACUCUGAAUAACGCAUUGAAACUGGCCGAACAAUGGGUAAAUAAAAUGAAUGGAUCUGCAGAAUAUGAAGUAGUGGAAGCAGAACCAGAAGCUCGGCCAGAAAGGCUUGGACUCGGAGCAAAAGUUCCACGUCAAUCAAAAGUUGGACUCUCUAACGACCCAGUUGAGAGAAAACUAUCUGCUAAGUUGGGUGUUGGAAAAAGAAAAGUUUUGAAAAACCAGGAUUCUACCAUCCCUUCUAGUAAAGACAGGGUCGAUGAAGAUGAUGGUGAUGAGGAUUUAGAUAGUAGAAGUAGUGCAUUUUCUAAGAAGAGAGCAGUUCCUCUGACUUCCCAAUUACAGGUAAAGAAAAAACCGAAAUAACUUGUAGCUUUGAAAUGCUUGAAUGUAGCAAAAUUCCAUGUACUUCCUAGUUGGAUUUAAUGACUUGUAAACACUUUCCAUAAUGGAAAUAUGCAAGAAAAAUUGAAGUUUUUGUUCUAUA